UGCGCAGUGCGGAGGCAGUGUGCCGCGGAGAGCGCGCCACUCUCCGGCUCCGACAGAGUCCCGGAGUGUCCGGAUACCUGAAGGAUGACGGGCUGACUGACUGAUGGCUGCUCGGCCAAAGUGCGGGCGGAACCUGCGGGCUGGAGACGCUGGUCGGUUCAGGAUCGAUCAAAAGUGACCGACCGGACAGCUGGUUUAGUGUGAGAGCGGAGUUGAGCGCUUUAGACCAACAGGACUCUACUUUCUUCAUCCAUCCAUCACCUCUUCUUCAUCCGUGAUGAAGACGCCACUGAGCCCGUCUCUGCUUCUGGAGAGCAGGCAGAUCUUUGCCUUUGGAGGGAUGGGUCAGGAGCUAAUGGACACGCCCACACCUUCAGCCCUCCCUCCCCCCGUCCAGCAGACUCCAUCCCCAGGCCAGGGCGGGACGUACUCGUUGUGUGAGGUGUGUAAUCUGCAGCUGACCUCCGCUGCUCAGGCCCAGCUGCACUACAACGGCAGGUCUCACCUCCGGAGGGUGAAGCAGCUCCAGGCGGGGCAGACACGACAACAGGCAGCAGCUGGAGCUCAAACCAGGUCGCUUCCUCCGGCCGCAGGGUUCAGCUCCCAGCCUGCAGGACUGACUCAGACCGCCGGACUGAAUCGAGCCCUCACUGCUUCCAGCACGACUGCAGGAAGUGGGAGUGGUGGAGUGGGUGGGGCGUUGCCGGGUCUGAUUGGCGCCACCGGCCCCUCGGUGAUGAUGAAACCAUUCCUGCCGUUUCCCAUGGAGACGACGUCGCCAGUCGGACUCUUCCCAAACUUCAACACGAUGGAUCCGGUGCAGAAGGCUGUCAUCAGUCACACCUUUGGUGUUACCAUGGUGCCCAAGAAGAAACAGGUCAUCUCCUGCAGCGUUUGCCAACUGAGGUUCAACUCUGACUCGCAGGCGGAAGCUCAUUACAGAGGCAGCCGUCAUGCCAAGAAGCUGAAGUCUCAGGAGAACAAGGCCAAAGCCAAGCUGUCAGUCACACCAGAGACCAACGGGAACAGCUGCGGUCCUGCUGGUCCGGCCCAUCCGCUCCCUGCUAGCAGCGGCAGCAGUCAGGGCACAGAACUGUUCUCCAUCCCCCCAGACUCCCUGUCCUCCAUCAAGCCGGGCCUCCCGUCCUCCACCUCCCCUCUCUCCUCCUCUCCCUCCGCCAGCAGAGCUGGCAGUGAGCCUCCGCCGUCCAGCCCACCCUCCGCGCUUCCGGCCCCCGGCCUCUCUUCGUCUUCCUCAUCCUCCUCCUCUUCAAAGUCUUGCCCCCCGUCUGCAGUCGCCCCCUACCCCGCGCCCGCUGCCCCGCAGACCGCCUCCUCAUCCUCCCAGGAUGCUCCUCUCUCUGCGGAGUCCGAGGAGGAGAAGGCGAAGAAGCUGCUGUACUGCUCUCUGUGUAAAGUUGCCGUCAACUCGCUGUCUCAGCUGGAGGCUCAUAAUGCAGGUUCAAAGCACAAAACAAUGCUGGAGGCGCGCAGCGGUGCGGGGCCGAUCAAAGCUUACCCUCGACCAGGGGCCAAACUGAAGAACGGCAGCAGCUCGGCCCUGAAGGGCUCCGGCCUGCAGAACAAAACCUUCCACUGCCAGAUCUGUGACGUCCACGUCAACUCUGAGAUCCAACUCAAACAGCACAUUUCCAGCAGACGACACAAGGACAGGGUGGCAGGAAAACCCAGCAAGCCAAAGUACAGCCCGUACAACAAGCAGCAGCGCGACUCGCUCACUAAGGAGCUGGCGAAGCCUUCUCCAUCUCCUUCCUUCCUUUCCUCUCCUUUCACUUCCACUUCCUCUCCUCUCCCUCCCUCCAUCUCCUCCUCCCCGCUCCUCUCUCACUCCUCCUCACCCCUCACCCCUGCCAUCUCCCUCCACCCUCGCCCUCCGUCGUCCUCGUCCCUCUUCACCGCCUCCUUCCUGCGUCCCGCUCCCGGACCCAUCAGAACCAACCAAGGAUCAAUUCUCUUCGCGCCCUACUGAUGUCUGCGGGAGCGGCGGGGGAGUCAAGCCCACAACCUUUGACCCCUAGCCCGCUGUGUGCUGGAGCUUCAGCUGUUGCUGCGGCUUUGCUUACUUGACAGAAUCUUCCUACAGAGACAUGAAGAGGACGGAGACGUCCUGCUUUUUGAUCAAAGACUCUCUGGUUCCGUCCAACGCCUCCUGACACGGAGGGGAGAGGCGCCGUUGUGUUCACUGACCCGCUGACGUCGACCUGAACAGAACCAGGGGCUAACAAAGCUCCCAGACGUACUGGAGAACAGGAGAAAUGUCUGCAGUUAUGGAAUAUUCAUGAAGAUCCAUUCAGCACCGUAUAGAAAGCAAUAAGUGUUACAGGAAAUGGGUUCAAGACUG
Messenger RNA from Poecilia latipinna (sailfin molly), 2362 nucleotides. RefSeq names its product zinc finger protein 385B (gene znf385b). The transcript has 11 exons. Gene Ontology annotation, cellular component: nucleus. Gene Ontology annotation, molecular function: zinc ion binding; nucleic acid binding. The coding region runs from base 278 to 1990 and encodes 570 amino acids. NCBI's taxonomy places the organism in Eukaryota, Metazoa, Chordata, Actinopteri, Cyprinodontiformes, Poeciliidae. The record is from RefSeq and is a predicted model, not a curated record.